UAUCUUUUAUUUGACUUGCUACCGACCAACGAGGAAUUUGGCAUCGAGCAGAAACAACAUGGCCGAUGAUCUGGACAUUGAGGCGAUGCUAGAGGCUCCUUACAGAAAGACUUGCCUAACGAUUUCUCACCUCUACUCCCCUGAAUGCCAGUGUGAUCUAUCACAGACAUGAAGGGCCCUUCAGAGGAGUCCCAUCAACCCAAAAUCAGCCCAACAUCCACUGAGGAAGAAGAGUCCGAGUUGGACUGUGGCGUGUCUGUCUGCUGCCGGAUCUCCAGCCGGCUGCCCGACUGACCUGACCUCUGACCCCCUCCCCCAGCACACAAAGCAGUCUGUUUUAAUGACGACAAGAUGGGCAGCCCCGAUGGCGGGGAGGAACAUUCCAAGAGCAGGAAGAAGCGCAGCCGCAGUCGUGACCGGAGGCGCAGCAAGAGUCGAGAACGAAAGAGAAGUCGCAGCCGCGAGCAAAAACGCAGCAAGGAAAGACGGCGGAGUCGUAGCAGAGAGCGCCGCCGCAGUCGCGAGAGGGGAGGGCGCUACAGAGAUUAUAACAAAUCGCAAGGGAGGAAGCGGUCAAAGAGCAGAAGUCCCAUCAGGAGGGAAAGGAGUCCAAACAGGUUGCCAACCGACAACUUGACUCCAGAAGAGCGAGAUGCCAGGACUGUGUUCUGCAUGCAGCUGGCAGCCCGCAUUCGACCUCGAGACCUGGAAGACUUUUUCUCUGCUGUAGGCAAGGUCCGAGACGUCAGGAUGAUUUCAGACAGGAACUCGCGCAGGUCAAAGGGUAUUGCUUACAUCGAGUUUGUGGAAGCCAGUUCUGUUCCUCUGGCCAUUGGUCUGACUGGGCAAAGGCUGCUGGGAGUUCCUAUCAUUGUGCAGGCCUCACAGGCUGAGAAGAACAGAGCGGCCGCUGCAGCCGCAGCAGCCAACAACCUGCAGAAAGGAUCGUCAGGACCGAUGAGGCUUUACAUUGGUUCGCUGCACUUCAACAUCACAGAGGAGAUGCUGAGAGGAAUCUUUGAGCCGUUUGGCAGGAUUGAAGGAAUCCAGCUGAUGAUGGACACAGAGACGGGACGUUCCAAAGGAUAUGGCUUCAUCACAUUUGCAGACGCAGAGUGCGCUAAGAAAGCGCUGGAGCAGCUCAAUGGCUUCGAACUAGCAGGUCGACCCAUGAAGUUGGGGCACGUGACAGAGAGGAGCGAUGGCUCUAGCGCUGCCUCGUUUCUUGACAACGACGAGCUGGAUCGCAGCGGCAUCGACCUCGGAACAACCGGACGCUUGCAGCUCAUGGCCCGCCUGGCAGAGGGUACGGGCCUGCAGAUCCCUCCUGCUGCCCAGCAGGCACUGCAGAUGAGUGGAGCCAUUGCUAUAGGAGCAAUGGCAGCCGUCUCAGCUGCCAUGAAUCCAGGUCUCAACCUCAACAUGAACCCCCCGGCUCUGAGCCUUCCUUCUCAGCCUUUGGCCACACACUGCUUCCAGUUGUCCAACAUGUUCAACCCCAACAGUGAGGAACAUCCUGGUUGGGAAGUUGACAUCCAGCAUGAUGUCAUAGAGGAGUGUAACAAACACGGUGGAGUCGUGCACAUCUACGUCGACAGGAAAUCAUUGGAGGGAAACGUGUACGUAAAGUGUCCAUCCCUCCCCGCCGCCAUGGCGGCUGUCAGUGCUCUUCAUGGACGAUACUUUGCAGGCAAGAUGAUCACUGCGGCGUAUGUCCCUCUGCCAACCUACCACAACCUGUUUCCAGAGGCCGCCACGGCCACACAGUUGCUAGCCCCACCCCCACGCCGAUGACUGGACAUGUUUUAGUGUGUUCGGAUACACAGUAAGCUACUUCCUGUUUGCGUUUGGUUCAAAUGCUGUGGGUGUGGCCUCCAUCGAGCUCCACCUGUACAGUCCAAUGAGUGAGCUCUGUGAGCUGUGAGGAGGCAGUUUUCUAGUCAUGUUGAUUUUGUAAAACCCUUGAUUAAACUUUAUUUUCAAGUCACAAAGAGACA
Entelurus aequoreus (snake pipefish) is the source of this 1997-nucleotide messenger RNA. RefSeq names its product RNA-binding protein 39-like. The transcript is spliced from 17 exons. NCBI's taxonomy places the organism in Eukaryota, Metazoa, Chordata, Actinopteri, Syngnathiformes, Syngnathidae. Gene Ontology annotation, molecular function: RNA binding. The record is from RefSeq and is a predicted model, not a curated record. Gene Ontology annotation, biological process: mRNA processing. Bases 352 to 1794 code for a protein of 480 amino acids. Gene Ontology annotation, cellular component: nucleus.